CCAAAAACGCUCAAGAAGAAGAACAAGAAGUGCGCUAGAAUCAGAGCCAUGGCUAGAAUGGAUGUUAGGACAAUAACAUAGUGAGCUUGAUGAAUGAGUACACUUCUGUGGAAGAGAUGAAGGUUAAAAUAAAGCAGUGGAAUGGUGUGGCGUCGUGGAUGUGGGUGGCCAACGAUGAGAACUGCGGCAUCUGCAGAGCGCCUUUCAAUGGCUGUUGCCCAGACUGUAAGGUCCCAGGAGAUGAUUGUCCGUUGGUUUGGGGUCAGUGCUCUCACUGUUUCCACAUGCACUGCAUCCUGAAGUGGCUGAACUCUCAGCAAGUGCAGCAGCAGUGCCCAAUGUGCCGUCAGGAGUGGAAAUUUAAAGAGGGAGACACUUCCUGAGGAGAUUAAAUAAUUGCACACUCAGAUCGAUUCUUUUGUUUGUUUAUUGUACAAUGGUAUAUUUUACAUCCUACAAAUUUAGAAUUUUGAUUAAAUAUCCCACAAAAUGAAAAUAUUUUAAAAAACACAUGGUAUGGUUUUGUACAAAGAGGCUGCUAUCACUGAUAAAGUAACUGCAUUUUGCAGUCCAACAGUCAUUUUAAAUUAUGAACACAGUACAGAAUGUCACAGAACACUUACAAUGGUAUGCAUUUGUGCAUAUCUUAAAUAACUUGACAUGAAAUUCCCACAAUUUGAAAUAUUUUCAAAUUGAAUCAACACUCUUUUACUUUAUUUUGGGAUAAUAAAUAGUCAACCAUUCUUUGCUAACAGAUUUGUGAUGGAGUUAACUUUAAAAUGUAACCUGCAUAUUAGUCCACAAUUAUUGAUAAUUAGUUUAUUUGCCCUGAUUGUCUGUAAGCCAUAUGGUAAUUCUUGAUUAAAAUCAUUCCUGGUAGUAAUAAAAUAAUUAAUAACAAAGGCACCACAGUGGAUCUUAUUACUAAUUAUAUACUAAAUCAUUAUAUAUAUAAACUUAAAUUCGGAUAUAGCGCAGAUAUUAAUAAACUACCAACUAUAUUAUAUUAAGUUGCAUAAACCAUAUGAUAUAUGAGUAAACCAUUUAUUAUGUGGUUUAUGCAAUGGUUGGAAAGAGUGGAGUAAGAUGAAUUGGUUACCAGUUGUACAACUGGUACAGGUAUUGAGAUAAACUAAUGCAGCAAAAGCAAUAUUGAACAAUUAGAGAAACUGAAAUAAAGCUUAUAUAUAAUGAAAUAUGUCUUUCAAAAAAGUAGCAUUGGCACAUCCUUGCCCAGAAUGGGCAACUUGAACAAGUUAACUAUUUCCAAGUGAAAACAUUAAUGUUAUACACAGUGAUAAUUCAAUAAUGCAUUGAUCUCCACAUCUUUGUGCUGUACCUUUCUUGCAGACAUCUGUAAACCAAAUAGAUGUUAUUUAGUGUGUUUUAAUAUUUGUGAACCAUUUUUACAUUAGUAAAACCAAAAGCAAUCAUGCAAAUUUGUGGACAGUGAGUUUCAAUGCUUGUUAAAGGAACCAGGCAAAAAAAUUAAAAAUAUAAUUAAAAUAGAGAAAUAUUAUUUUUUAUAAACAUAUGUUUAUAUGUGCAUAUGUUUUCAAUGAAACAAUGUUUUCAGAAACAAUAUAUCCAUUAUUGGGAGGAAAGGUGCUACAUGAAAAUAAUAUUGUAUAUACUAGAGAAUCUUAUAUACCAGAGGUUGCAGAACAGUUGAACCAUUGACUCAAAUUGCCCCACAACCACCAUUUAUAUAAAAAAAUAAAUAAAAGUACCAAAUUGAGUAAUUUAGGUCUUUCCGUGUUUGCAAAUUAUAAAAAUGGCAAAUUCAAAUUGUAAGCCUAGAUAAACUAAAAGAACAAAAUGAUUAAAAUGUUUUAAAAGCAUACAUUUAAAUAUAUAGCACAUUUUCAUAAAUGCUACCCUCAAUCACAAGAGUCCAUAUUUGAGUCAUAUGAGUCUCAAGAUUCCAUAUUUGGUGUUUAUUUUGUGAUAGAAGUAAUA
Sinocyclocheilus grahami is the source of this 1959-nucleotide messenger RNA. RefSeq names its product anaphase-promoting complex subunit 11-like. Gene Ontology annotation, molecular function: cullin family protein binding; zinc ion binding; ubiquitin protein ligase activity. Gene Ontology annotation, biological process: anaphase-promoting complex-dependent catabolic process. The record is from RefSeq and is a predicted model, not a curated record. The transcript is spliced from 4 exons. Gene Ontology annotation, cellular component: anaphase-promoting complex. Bases 90 to 383 code for a protein of 97 amino acids. NCBI's taxonomy places the organism in Eukaryota, Metazoa, Chordata, Actinopteri, Cypriniformes, Cyprinidae.